AUGGCAACCCUGGCAGCUGUGUUUGUGUGUGCUCUCUCUUCCCUGUUCUCCCUCACAGCUGCUCUCAAGCCCAGGUUUUUGGAGCCCAGAAUCUUUGGCGAUGAAGCCACAGGUUAUGGGCCAAUAUUUGAGGAGGAGCCUCUGGACCAGGUCUAUGCUGAGGACUCACCUGAGCCCAAAGUCUCCAUGAACUGCAGAGUGCGAGCAAACCCACCAGCUACUAUAAAAUGGUGGUUAAAUAAUUGGGAGAUCAAGCUGUUGGAACAGCCAGAUGAACACUACAGCUUGGUGGGUGGAAACCUUGUCAUCACUAACCCAGAUAAAAGCAAGCAUGCUGGGAAAUACGUGUGUGUGGCCAAGAACGUCUAUGGCACAGUCAUUAGUAAAGAAGCCACCCUCAAGUUUGGAUACCUGGAUCAGUUCCCUACAGAUGAGAGAGAAGCUGUGUAUGCCAAAGAGGGACAAGGAGCGGUCCUUCUGUGUGCCCCACCAUCACACUACCCAUAUGAGGUCACUUACCGAUGGAUAUACAAUGACUAUCCCAACUUUAUCACCCCAGACCAACGACGUUUUGUGUCCCAAACCACUGGCAACCUGUACAUUGCCAAAGUAGAGGCCUCUGAUGUGGGGAAUUACUCCUGCCUGGUGUAUAGCCCCACCAUUGCAAAGAGCGUCUUCAGCCCCCCCAUCCCUUUGGUGCCCCAGAUCGAGAGUGAGCAGGAAGUAAAGAGGUAUCCUGCAGACAUAAGAGUCAAAUUUCCCAAGACCUACGCUCUGGUUGGGCAGAACAUCACACUUGAGUGCUUUGCACUGGGAAACCCAAUCCCUCACAUCCGCUGGAGGAAACUGGAUGCCGACCUUCCUCCGAAUUACGAGGUCAGCAUGAACGGGGCCCUGCUUCACCUCAUUAAUGUACAGUAUGAAGAUGAAGGCAGUUAUGAGUGUGAGGCUCUCAACGUCCGUGGGAAGGACUGGUACAGACAGUGGCUGUAUGUGGAGGGUGCCCCAGAGUGGGCAGAGCACAUCAAUGACACAGAGAAGGAUGUUGGCAGUGAGCUUACUCUGUCAUGUGUUGCCGUGGGGAAGCCAUAUCCAUGGAUACGUUGGCUGAAGGAUGGCUACUCGUAUGGGAAAGGAGAGCUGAAGUUCUCCAGCCUUACAUAUGAUGAUUCUGGGAUGUACCAAUGUAUCGCUGAAAACAACUGGGGAACCAUCUAUGCCAACGCAGAACUACGUGUGGUUUCAUGUGCUCCAACAUUCGAGUACAACCCUGUGAAGAAAAAACUGCUGGGAGCUCAAAACGGACGUGUUGUGAUCGAGUGUAAACCACGAGCCGCACCAAAACCCAAAUUCAUCUGGACCAAAGGCUCUGAGCAGCUCACCAACUCCUCACGAAUCUUUAUCUGGGAUGAUGGAAGUCUGGAGAUCCUUAACGUCACUAACGGUGAUGAGGGUGUGUACACCUGCUUUGCUGAGAACAAUCGAGGAAAGGGAAACAGCAGUGGAACCCUCACCAUCACUGAGGCUACCCAGAUCACAGUGGCUCCGUCUGAUGUUGAAGUCUCAGUAGGUGAAAGUACUGUUCUUCAGUGUUCAGCCUCCUGUGACCCUAGACUGGACAUCACCUUCAUCUGGUCUGUAGACUCCUACAUCAUCAACUUUGCCACUGAUGGGGAACACUAUGAACAACUUCUGGGCCAUGAAUACAGUGGUGAUCUACUGAUAAAGAAUAUUCAGAUUAGACACGCUGGACGUUACUCCUGCACUGCCCAGACUAUUGUAGACAAUGUCACAGUAACAGCAGACCUCUUUGUUAAAGGCCUCCCAGGUCCUCCGGGUGGGGUUCGGGUGGAGGAGAUCAGGGACACGUCAGUGAAGCUGGUGUGGUCACUUGGCUCUGAUCAUGGCAGUCCGCUCACCCAGCAUGUAAUCCAGACACGGGAUUUUUAUGCUCUUGACCCGGAGGACUGGAAAAUUGCCACGACCUCUCCUGUGUUCCUGGGAGGCACUGCAGACAGUGCAGAGGUGACUAAUCUUUACCCCUGGAUGGAAUACCAGUUCCGUGUUUAUGCUAUCAACGAGUUUGGUGCAGGUGAAGCCAGUCUGCCCUCCAUCACAAUCAAGACCUGGGAUGCCAUCCCUACAAUGGCUCCCGCAGAUGUCGGAGGCUAUGUGGGUAUGAACAGGGAGCUGAUUGUUACCUGGACGCCCAUGCAACCACAGUACUUUUUUGGGCGGAAAUUUGGCUACAUGGUGGCAUUCAAGGCCCACGAGGACUUUGAGUGGAAGUGGGCGACGGUGGAUGAUACAGAGACUAGACGUUAUGUGUACAAAGAUGCCAUUCCAGGAGACACAGAGAUUCAAGUCAAAGUGAAGGCUUACAACAGCAAGGGGGAAGGACCCUACAGCCUCACCUCCACUAUCUACUCACCACUGGGUGUCCCUACAGAGGCGCCACUGGAUGUUUAUGCCAGGCAGGUCACCUCAACAGAGGCAUUGGUUUGGUGGGUUCCUGUCUUUCAGCAGCCUCCCCAGUGGGUAGAUGGUUACCAGGUACGCUACUGGCGUAAGUAUGACGACACGGAGGCUGCAGCUCAGCGGAUCCUGGUACACAGCUCAGUUAACAAGACCAGGCUGGAGAACAUGCGACCCGACUCACAUUACCUCAUUGAGGUGCGGGCCUUUAACGGAGCCGGACUCGGACCGCCCAGCGAACACUGCGAGAUGUUCACCAGACGACCACCUCCCUCUCGUCGCCUAAAGCUCUACAAGUAUGUCAGCUGGAAUCGCAAAUGGGUCUACUUGUACUGGGACCACAUUUAUAAUUACUGGAAUGAAUCUUACGUGGAGGGAUAUAAGGUCAUGUUCAGGCAGGAGGGAUACCUGACAGGAAAGCUCAUCACCACAGGCAGGCACUACAUUGAAUUCCCAAUGCCUGAGACAGGGGAUUAUAUCAUUGAGGUGCGAGCACGCUGUGAGGGAGGGGAUGGACCCAUAUCACAAGUCCGUAUUCAAGGGAGAGCCUCCCUGGGCACCCAGUCUCUCAGCUUCAUCACUCUGCUGCUGCUGGUACUGGGUCUGAUGAACCUGGAGAUAUAA
This is a messenger RNA of Chanos chanos (milkfish), 3099 nucleotides long. RefSeq names its product contactin 1b (gene cntn1b). Gene Ontology annotation, biological process: cell-cell adhesion; brain development; axon guidance. Gene Ontology annotation, molecular function: cell-cell adhesion mediator activity. The transcript is spliced from 23 exons. Gene Ontology annotation, cellular component: axon; plasma membrane. The record is from RefSeq and is a predicted model, not a curated record. Bases 1 to 3099 code for a protein of 1032 amino acids. Lineage: Eukaryota; Metazoa; Chordata; Actinopteri; Gonorynchiformes; Chanidae.